AUGUUGUCGACAUACUACAAUUCUGUGACGCACCUGCGAAGGCCACUAGCACAACCUAACAUACUCAUCCAGGGUUCCAUAUCAGAGCGCAAACUAGACAUCGGCUUUGUGAAGGACACCAACGCUGGAAAGAACACCCGAUGUCAGUGGUCGCAGAUUCUGGUGCCUAGAGAGCUAAAAAGUAAUCUGGCAGCUGACACCGACUCCAAGACAUGGCUUGACUUAGGAAGGUAUGCCAGGAAAGUCCUUGGGGCCCAAGAUACCCGUCGAUUUGUCCCGGGCUUUAGUAUAUGUGGAUCCUUUAUGAGGUUAUGGGCCUUUGACCGUCUCGGGGGAGUCGUAUCCGAACGGUUUGACAUAAACGGGGAUGGGCUCCAGUCUGUGUCCACUAUUCUUGGUUUCCUAUGGAUGAGCGAGGAGGAAUGUGGAUUUGACCCUACGAUCACCACCAGAGACGAAGGCAUCCAGUAA
Molecule: messenger RNA, 471 nt
Organism: Penicillium robsamsonii
Lineage: Eukaryota; Fungi; Ascomycota; Eurotiomycetes; Eurotiales; Aspergillaceae
Exons: 1
Coding region: 1-471 (156 amino acids)
Source: RefSeq, a predicted model, not a curated record